This is a messenger RNA of Penicillium manginii, 675 nucleotides long. Its product is annotated as class I SAM-dependent methyltransferase. The record is from RefSeq and is a predicted model, not a curated record. The transcript has a single exon. Bases 1 to 675 code for a protein of 224 amino acids. NCBI's taxonomy places the organism in Eukaryota, Fungi, Ascomycota, Eurotiomycetes, Eurotiales, Aspergillaceae.
AUGAAAUAUCUAGCCGACGAUGACUUCCACUCAACCGCUCAUUUAUAUCAAGAUGCCUACGCAAAUGACCCGGUGGUGUUCGCGUUUAUCGAUCGAGCUCUGCGUUACUUGGCCCCGCAAUCAUAUAUCUUAGAUGUCGGCUGCGGAACUGGUAAGCCCGUGGCUGUGCGUCUAGCAGCUGCUGGCCAUCAGAUAGAAGGCCUUGACAAAUCGCCCACGAUGAUCGACUUUAUUCGGGAAAACGUACCCAGUGGCAAAUUUCAAGUCGCAGAUAUGUGCACCUAUGAACGUUCCGGCGGAGAAGGGACCCUGGAUGCGGUCUUCAACGUUCGUGCUCUCUUCCGCAAUAAGCGGAAUAUCAUUGAAAUGUGCGUUGGGAACUGGGCAAAAUGGCUCAAAAGAGGAGGUCUCUUAUGCAUGGUCGUCCUCGCCGCGGAUGAUUACAACCCCGCCAAGGUCAAACAGUACGAUGAGGAUGGUCACAGUGCAAGGGUGGAACGGCGGUUUAUGGGCGAUCUUAUAGAGUGUAUUCUUUUUUCUCGCGUUGGUUGGAAGCAUCUCUUGAAUGCAAACGGUCUUGAUAUCUUGGAUGAAAAGAUGGAGAUUUUUCUGCCGCCAGAAAAUGUCGAUUCUGACGAGGCGGCGCAGUAUUGUUUCAUUGCUAGGAAGUUGUAA